UUAUUAAGGGAGUGGCGUUCUUAGCAGUAAUCGAAUAGAAAACAUAAAGGCGCUUGGGAAUUCAAAUCAAACAGAUCGAGUUGAUAUCCAAAAUGAGCAAACUUAAUGCGGAAUUUGCAGAUCCUUGUCUUGAAAGACAUUUUACGGGACAUCGAAACGCAAUAACGCAGAUUCGAUUUAAUCCGGAGGGCACAAGGUUAGCCACAAGCUCUUUGGAUGCAACUGUUAUUUUGUGGGACUUAAAACAAGCUGCCAGGUGCAUAAGAUUUGCAGCACAUACAGAAUCAGUGUAUGGUGUCAGUUGGUCACCCCGUUCUAAUUUAGUGGCGUCAUGUUCUAAGGAUAGAACAGUUAAGAUAUGGGAACCAAAACUAAAGGGAGUUUCGGGAGAUUUCCUUGCUCAUGGUAAACCUGUAAGAUCGGUGGAUUUCGAUCCCACUGGAACUAUGCUGGUAACUUCUUCAGACGACAAGAGUUUAAAACUAUGGAAAGUUGCCACCCGAAAGUUUGUAACAUCAUUUGCCUGUCACACAAAUUGGGUGAGAUCAGCUAAAUUUAGCCCUUGUGGUCAAAUGGUCGCCUCAUGUGGCGAUGAUAAAACUUUGCGCAUUUACGAUAUUAAUUCCGGACAGUGUGUUCGUAGCUUCACUGAGGAAAAGGGUAUGGGACGUCAAUUAGCCUGGCAUCCUGAUGGAAAUAUGAUAGCAGUGGGCAUGACAUGCCAUCGAGUGAAAAUAUUCGAUUUGGUUGCCCAACAACUGAUACAGUUAUAUCAAGUGCAUGCAGGACCAGUAAAUGAUUUGGCCUUCCACCCAAAUGGCAAGUUUUUGGUUACAUGCAGUGACGAUGAGACAAUGAAAAUAUUAGACUUGCUCGAAGGCCGUCCGGUUUACACAUUAACCGGUCAUACUGGGAGUGUUACGGCAGUAGCUUUUAAUCAUGAUGGUUCCCGUUUUGCAACAUCUGGGAAUGAUAGACAACUUCUUAUAUGGAAAUCUAAUCUACACACCUACGACAUUGCCUCAUAUGAGGCUAAAGUAACUGGUGAGGCCAGUCUUAGCGAAAGUGGAAUUGAGCCUCAUGCCACAACUUCUACGACAACUGCAACAAAUGCCAGUGAUCAAUCCAUACUUAUUGAUCCUAGACAAUCUGUGGCCUACAAACAUAGAGAUAAAAAUUUCCAGGUGCUUGAUAGUGACUAUACCGGACAUGAAUAUGAGCACGAACAGCAUCAACGAAACUAUGGAACACCUACUGAAACGGUAUAUCCUAACACAUCCUCUACAAAGAACAAAAACGACACCCAAAGCCACAGCAGUUCUUCUUUGUUGCAAUUACCAAAAAUUUUGCAAAGUGAAAGUCUUAGUCACAACAAUCAUUUCCCAUUUGCAACCGAUAAACGUAUGCCUGACCAUUCUCAUAGUAGUUCAAAAUACUUUUGAUUUUUUUAAUGUUUAUGUAUUGUACAUAUUGAAACACAUGGGGUUGGUGAGCGUUAACUUAUACUUAAUUUUAAUAAAUAAAUAUUUCUUUACCGUA
Messenger RNA from Stomoxys calcitrans (stable fly), 1539 nucleotides. It is a transcript of the gene Poc1, whose product is annotated as POC1 centriolar protein homolog. Gene Ontology annotation, cellular component: centriole; ciliary basal body. Gene Ontology annotation, molecular function: protein binding. The transcript has 3 exons. Lineage: Eukaryota; Metazoa; Arthropoda; Insecta; Diptera; Muscidae. Gene Ontology annotation, biological process: cilium assembly. The coding region runs from base 93 to 1442 and encodes 449 amino acids. The record is from RefSeq and is a predicted model, not a curated record.